Molecule: messenger RNA, 1098 nt
Organism: Drosophila kikkawai
Lineage: Eukaryota; Metazoa; Arthropoda; Insecta; Diptera; Drosophilidae
Product: serine protease grass-like
Biological process (GO): proteolysis
Molecular function (GO): serine-type endopeptidase activity
Source: RefSeq, a predicted model, not a curated record
AUGAAGGGCCUAAGACUGCUAUUCCUGGCAUUUUGUCUGAUUGUGGGCUGGGAGUUCGCUCUAGCAAAUCCAUCUGGAAACCGAAUGGAGGAAGAGCCUGUCGAGUACUGCACCACGUUCGAGCGGAAGCCGGGAAGAAUCAUUCAUGUCACUAAAUGUGCGUACAUGAUGGAUAUAGUGGCUAAGAUUAAGGCGAAGAGGCAGCUCACCCCCAGGGAACAGAACAUCACGCUAAAUUCCCGACGUGAAAACUUUAAAAGAGCUGUGUGCUGCGAAGAUUUAGUCAACGAUUCCGGAUUGGAGCUGCUAAAGCAGAGUGAGCAGGAAUGCGGAGAUUAUACCCAGGAUUUGGUGUUCGGUGGUCAGGAGAUUAACAUGGGAACGCGUCCUUGGAUGGCCUUGCUGGAAUAUGACGAUCCGAUGUUUAGGUUCCAGUGUGGUGCCACCUUGAUAACACCGCGCUACCUCUUGACCGCGGCCCAUUGCAUAAAUAAAAAGUUGAUAUCCGUUCGUUUGGGGGAGCACAGCAUCUCUUCCGAAGAAGAUUGUCGGAAUUUUGGCUCUCAAGUCCUCUGCAUGCCGUCUCCCCAAAAUAUUGGUAUUGAAAAGACCAUUGUUCACGCGAACUUUAACGUUUUGAAAAUCAUCUACGACAUUGCGUUAAUUCGGCUGGAGAGACCUGCUGAGAUCACGAGAAACGUCAAGACCAUCUGCCUGCCUCUGUACGAGGACGUGCAGGGUAGCAUCUUGAGGCGCAGUGUCCAACAAGUGACCGGCUGGGGGAUUUAUAACAACAGGGACUUCUCCGACGUGCCCAACGAGGCACCUAUAAGUCGUCUGCAUCCCUCCAAGUGCCGCACGGGUCGACAUGUGGAGCUCUUGGAGAACCAGUUGUGUUUCAACUCCUCCGGCACAGAUAGCUGCCGUGGCGACUCUGGGGGACCGCUUUCAUUUCCUUAUAUAUACAAAGGGCUGCAACGCUUCGUCCAGAUGGGCAUCGUGAGCUAUGGACCACAAAGGUGCGGAUCUGAAAGUACAGCUGUAUACACGGAUGUGAUCUGGUUCUUGCCCUGGAUAACUCAGAACAUUGAGCCAUAA